This is a messenger RNA of Mollisia scopiformis, 2361 nucleotides long. RefSeq names its product small oligopeptide transporter. Lineage: Eukaryota; Fungi; Ascomycota; Leotiomycetes; Helotiales; Mollisiaceae. Gene Ontology annotation, molecular function: oligopeptide transmembrane transporter activity. The record is from RefSeq and is a predicted model, not a curated record. The transcript is spliced from 5 exons. Gene Ontology annotation, biological process: transmembrane transport. The coding region runs from base 1 to 2361 and encodes 786 amino acids.
AUGUUCGAAAAGGACACCGGAAAGUCAAGCUCUCGAGACGUUCAAGAAGCGGAGGCAAAUCGAAAGCUUGCUAUAUUCGAGAGGGCCCACAGAUGGGAUCCGAAUCUGGAAGACAGUCAACUAGAUGACAUUGAUGAUGCAGUCAAUACUCGAGAUCCAAAUGCAGAGGGCAAGAUAUACGAUGAAGUGUUUGAGAAUUCUCCGUAUCCAGAAGUCCGAGCUGCUGUCAGGAAUUACGAUGUAGACCUACCUGCCAACACUGUGCGUGCCUGGGUUAUUGGUAUGCUGCUAAAUACAAUCGCUUCUGGGCUCAACGCAUUAUUCUCGAUGAGAGCUCCAACCCUCACGAUCACCUCCAUCGUUGCCCAGCUUGUUGCGUACCCACUCGGUGUUGGAUGGUCAAAGGUCAUGCCGUCACGAACAUUCAACACGUGUGGCCUCAGGUGGAGCCUUAAUCCUGGCCCGUUCAACCUCAAAGAGCAUGGCUUGAUUGUCAUUAUGGCCAACGCUGCAUUCGGAUCAGGUGUUGCCUAUUUCACAGAUACACUUGUGGCACAGCGAGGUUUCUAUGGCCAAAACUUUGGCUGGGGUUUCAACAUUCUAUUCGCUGUCACAACCCAAUGUAUCGGAUUCGGUAUCGCAGGACUGAUGCGCAGAUACCUUGUCGAGCCAGCUUCGAUGAUUUGGCCUCAGACUCUUGUCAAUACUGCAUUCAUAUAUGCUCUACACGAUCAUAGCAAAACAGACCCAGCGAAAUCCAAUGGGUGGUCGAUUGCUAGAUAUCGUUGGUUCUUCUAUGUCUUCAUUGGGUCUUUCACGUGGUACUGGUUUCCUGGAUAUAUCGCAAAGUUCUUGAGUGUCUUCGCUUUUGUGACGUGGAUCCGACCGAAAAGUCCUACUAUCAAUCAAAUCUUUGGAGGCUGGACUGGCAUUUCUCUCAUCCCUAUCACUUUCGAUUGGACCCAGAUCACUGGCUACAAUCUGAAGUCACCUCUGAUUCCGCCAUGGUUCGCCAUCGCCAACACUUUGGUGGGAACAAUCUUUUGGUUUUGGAUUGUCACAUCGGCACUACAUUUCAGCGGUCACUGGUAUGCGGAGUAUCUUCCCAUCAGUGAUUCCAACAGCUAUGACAACACGGGCAAAGCGUAUAAUGUAACUAGAAUAUUAACACCAGAGUACACAUUAGACGUAGCGAAGUACCAGAAAUACUCGCCACUUUUCCUCUCGACCACUUUCUCGCUGUCUUACGGCCUAGCAUUUGCAUCCAUAGCUGCUGUCCUAUUCCACACCAUUCUCUUCCAUGGCCAGGAAAUCUGGAUUCAAGCCCGGUCUGUAAGAGGUGCCCUGGACGACAACCACACUAAGAUGAUGCGGAAGUAUAAGCCUGUUCCUGGCUGGUGGUAUGGAGCAUUGUUCCUCGUGAUGAUUGGUCUGAGCUUCGCGACGGCUCUGGCCUGGCCGACUCAUCUCUCCUGGUGGGCUCUAGUUAUAGGUCUACUGAUCUCUAUCGUUUGGACAAUACCAAUUGGGGUUAUAUACGCCACCACAAACAUUCACCUUGGAUUGAACGUUUUCACAGAAUACAUCAUAGGAUACAUGCAACCAGGACGUCCAGUGGCAAUGAUGUUAUUCAAAACCUACGGAUACAUAACCAUGAACCAAGCGCAUGCUUUCUUGGCCGACCUCAAACUAGGACAUUACCUCAAGAUCCCCCAGCGUGUUACAUUCUUUGGUCAAGUCAUUGGCGCAGUCUGGUCCUGCUUCGUUCAACUAGCUGUAAUGGAGUGGGCUUUGGGGCAUAUCAGCGACAUCUGCAAGUCCGGCCAAGCAAACAACUUCACCUGCCCAAACGCCCGCGUAUUUUUCAACGCAUCUGUGAUCUUCGGGCUCAUAGGACCCAAGAGAAUCUUCUCUGGAGAUGCAACCUAUGCUGGUCUGCAAUGGUUCUGGCUUGCUGGCUCCGUAACACCAUUUCUGAUAUAUUUUGGAGCGAGAAUGUUCCCUCGGUCGAAGAUACGAUUCUUCAGCGCACCUAUCUUCUUUGGAGGAAUGCUGCAACUGCCUCCGGCUACUCCAUUAUCAUAUCUUUCGUGGUGCAUCGUUGGAUUCGUAUUUCAGAAAUUAAUCCGGAACAGAUUCAGGGGAUGGUGGAUGCGAUUCAACUACAUCACGAGUGCCGGGAUGGAUGUAGGGUUGGCGAUAUGCACGAUUCUGAUAAUUGCUGCUUUAAAUUUGACUACGACGACAUUUCCAGAUUGGUGGGGAAAUAGGGCGCCGGCCGGGACGCUAGAUUAUCUUGAGACGGCAUUUCAGAAGAAGGUUGCCAAGGGCAGUACGUUUGGGCCUGCAACGUGGAGUUGA